Molecule: messenger RNA, 2912 nt
Organism: Brassica rapa (field mustard)
Lineage: Eukaryota; Viridiplantae; Streptophyta; Magnoliopsida; Brassicales; Brassicaceae
Product: protein RALF-like 4
Biological process (GO): calcium-mediated signaling
Cellular component (GO): plasmodesma
Source: RefSeq, a predicted model, not a curated record
AACCACCACAAAAUAACCCUUCUUUAUCCUCAACAAAACCAAUCUUUCAUUUGUUCUUCUGCACAAUCUCUCAUACUUCUAUAUCUCCCUCUCCUUUCACAAGGAAGGGCGUAGAAGAUACCAAAAAAACUCAAGCACAAGAGUAAUAAUAUAACUCAUUUAUACAAAAAAAAAACUAUACAAAAUGGGUGGUGUCAAGUUGUUAUUCAUCUUUGGCCUCUUGGUUUUAGCCAUGGUAGCCAAAUCUGUCAAUGCAACCUAUCCAUUGACUAAAUCUUGCAUCAACGGGCAAGGUUGCAUCGGGGACGAUGAUGAACUCGAAUCUCUAAUGGAUUCAGAGACAAACCGUCGCCAGCUUGCUAGAGGACGUCGUUACAUUGGAUACGAUGCUCUCAAAAAGAACAAUGUGCCUUGCAAUAGACGUGGACGAUCUUACUAUGAUUGCAAGAAGAGGAGAAGGAACAAUCCUUACAGGCGUGGAUGCAGUGCGAUCACGCAUUGCUAUAGGUACGCUAAAUGAGAAACAAAAUGAUAGAGAGGAGGGGAGGAUUUGACUCAGCACGGUUUGAUCUUCAUUCACUCCUCAUUCCUGAUCGUUAAUAAUCUUCUUUCUUAACGUACCAUGUGUUAUACGUUUGAUUCAUUUUAUAUUUUACUUUUGUUCUUUUUUGUUUAUUAUUUCAUCAUGAUGCAUAUAAGCUUUUGAUUCAUUUAUAUAUCGCCUCUUUUCCUUUGUUGUUGUUGUCCUUGUGUUUCGUUUCGUUCAUAUAUUUAAGUUCCGUUUGUCUAUUAUACAUCAUGAUGUUCUUAGUACAAUUAAGCAUCUGUUUUUAAAUGAGGGCCCAAGUUGGAACCUCUUUUCUUCCUUUAACUUUCCUUUUGUAUUUUAUCUCGAAACAGUCACAUCAAUUUUUUGGUUAUUUAGUUCAGAUUUGUUAGUUUAGCGAUCAAACUCUAUCGGACUAGUAAAUGACAAAACUUAUUUCUUAUGUUAGCAACAAAAUGUUGUAGAUAACCUUGGAUUGAUGAGAAACCAUACGAUGGCUUCAUGCAUAAAUUUCUAAGCCAAGAGUACGAUUUUUUGAUAUUACAUGAAACUUUGAAGUCAAAAAAAAAAAACUUUGAAGUCAUGAAUGACAUCCCAUACAUUCUUGCGAGACAAUUGUUUCUAUGAUCAAAACAGGAGGUUUUAUCACAAUGACGUGACAAGAAUGAAAAAUGCAAUGGUUAGGAAAAAUAUUUUGGUGAUUAAGUUGGGAUCUCAAGUCAGAGUUGUUUUUGGAUAGAAAAACCUAUCAAAGCCCAAACCUAACGGCAUCUUCUUGUUUAGGAGAAUGUUUAGGGUUAAAACAUGAUUAAAAUGAGGAUAAAUUACUUCAGUUAUUGUUACUGGUAAGUAAAUUUGAGUUGAAAACAGUUUACAUUCCCACGCAACACUAACAAGAUGAAAGCAUCUUCGAGAGCUGUAGAACUGGCCGGCGUUAUUACAUAGGAGUUGGGUUUACUUCAAAGAUUUUGCUAGCAGAUUGUUUAGGUGUAAAAAAUAUAAAAAUAUAUUAGUUACAUACAAACUUAUAGAGCCCCUAGAAAACGUCUAAUGUUUGGCCCAUAACGUGUGCUGAGGACUCCUUUGGUUGCCGUAUAUACCAUACUCAUACGUCUAAAAUAUAUAUUUGGUUUGGUUGUCUGAGGAAAUAUUGCACAGACUAGUAUCAUGGUCACAAGACGUCAAGACCCACCUGCACUACUACAUUCAGGACUGUAUGGUCUUUUUCCACAGUCAUUUAAUUGAAAAAUAAAGGAACUAAAGACUUUGAAGUGGAUGAGAACCUAUUAACCUAACAUUGAAACAUUAUUGAUAAUUUGAUAUAUUGCAUUGUUUUUUUUUUUUACUUUUCUUGCAUUGCUUUUAGUUUUAAAAUCUUUUGUUAUAGUAAAUAUUUAGGAUAUAUUCGUAUUCUAAAUAUAAAAAGCACUUGUAAUCAAAUCUUGAUCGAUAGUGUACAUAGACGUCAAAAAAAAAAAAAGAUCGAUAGUGUACAUAUUUAAGAAAUUUAGGUACAACAUCAUCACAAAAAAAAAAGGAUUGGAUUGUGGUGGGUAAGCUUGCCGAUAGAAUAUAACAACGAGAUUCAAACUAUUCUUGGUACGAAAUGCUAUUAUUUACAUCAGAAUUUUCAAAGGUGAUUUCGGAUAUGUAAAAGAUUAUGUAUUUACCAUCCUAAACUUUCAUGGUAAUCUAACUUUUAAAUAAAAAAAUAUAAAGAAACAAAAAAAAUGUAAUGGGUUAUGGGUCAACCGCAAUCGCUUUCAGUGGCACCACUAAUAGUGGAAGUGGGCCCUAAGAUCAACUCUCUUCACAUGAGAAUUUUCAACCUUUUAAAGAGAGAAAGAAAGAGUUGAUCAAAAAAAAAAAGAGAGAAAGAAAGAUGUAGAAUUUUAAACCUUUUAUAUGUGAGAUUGAGUCAAGUUUAAUUUAACUUGGUCUAAAGACCAUUUCAAUAUUAAUUAUUAAUUGCUCGGUGGACCACGCUCGGUAGACCACGUCUCAUAAAUGUGGAAGUUUCAACAUUCCUAAUUAUUUUCUCCACUUUUUCUUCUAAACCUAAACAUUUGACCAGAUGGGGCCAUACCCUUUUGUGCCCAUUACCUCCCAAUCUAUAUGCCUUUUGUCCACUUUCAAUUAUACUUGAAAAAUGAAAUUUAACCAUGAUUUUUUGACCCAGCAUAUCAUAUCCAAGCAGUGACCAAAUAAUAUUGCACUCUAAUGUAGCAAACUGUAACCAAACGGGGUUAACCUAUAACACAAAAAUUACCCUACAAUAUGGUUAAAAAACUAUAUUUGUUAUCAUUAGGCAAAAAGUAUUGGUGUGGUUUUAUCUCAAAACCCCUAUCAAAUCAUGAAAAUGAAA